Messenger RNA from Colletotrichum navitas, 678 nucleotides. RefSeq lists its product as uncharacterized. NCBI's taxonomy places the organism in Eukaryota, Fungi, Ascomycota, Sordariomycetes, Glomerellales, Glomerellaceae. The transcript has a single exon. The record is from RefSeq and is a predicted model, not a curated record. The coding region runs from base 68 to 586 and encodes 172 amino acids.
UCACCGGCGCCCUGGGUGACCGUCACCCGAACUGGCGGUGGGACUUGAGCGACCUCAACCCAACGUCAUGCUUGGGACGGCCUCCCUUGUGUGCCAUCCGUAUUUCCUCAGAUGCGGUGUGUUGUCUUCAUGCAGCUGCUGUUGGCCAACGAACGCAUCUUACCGACUGCUACAACAUCCUGCCAGCAUCCUCUCUGCUCCCGGGUCUUAUGUUGAUUCUGGAACUGACUCAGGAACGACGGACGACACGAGGUCCCAGGUGUGCGGCUGCCGACUUUCGCCUUCGCCUUGGGGGCGGGAACUUUGCCUAUCUCUGCCGGUACCUCGCACGAGCCUAGUAUCGAGAGUCGCUGACCAAAGGCUAUCUAUAUGCGGUGUUGCGGUUCAACCCUCUCAUCAAGCUAAAAACGAGCCACUCACGUUUGUCGCUUUUGUCACUUCAUUAAUUAACCGUCACCUUGACGCCCGGCUUCCCGACCCCGCAUACUACGGUAGGUGUGACUUGCGACCCCCAGUGGCUCACGCGCCCUCUGUGACAAGUCACCUUGACCUCACACCCUUACUUGACAUAGGUUCCUUUACUUAACUUACACCUCGACCUAACCCCCCCCCCCCCAAGACCAGACUUCUCUCACUUAUAACCUGCUCCGCCGCUUUCCUCGCUCUCAAAGAAAACCG